Molecule: messenger RNA, 728 nt
Organism: Paramecium pentaurelia
Lineage: Eukaryota; Ciliophora; Oligohymenophorea; Peniculida; Parameciidae
Source: the annotation of a GenBank genome assembly
AUGAACUUUUUAGAUUUUAUUUAAUAACAAAUACAAGAGAAUUAAGAUAAACCAGAAGAAGUACCAUUAUAAAUCAAUGAAGAAGAGCCUAUUAAUUUAAAUGAAAAUCUAGAUAUUUCAGCUAAUGGAAGUUCAUCUGAUGAAGAAUAAUUGUAUGAAGAAUAUUUCAAAGAAAAACCAUCUAUAAAAGCCACUUAUGAUGAAAUAUAUGAGAAGUUAAAAUAAAAUUCUCCUCCUUAAACUGAACUUGAAAAUGAAUAACUUUAAAUCAUUGCAGAAUUACAAGCAAAAUUAGUAGUUUAAGAAACAGAAUUACUCAUUCUUAAGAAGCUACAUUUUGAUCUCAAAAAUAAAUAAUCACAUUAAACCAAUAAAAUAGAGUAACUAUAAAAAGAAAAGGAUGUUAUGACUUAAGUAAAUAAUCUAUUUAUAAAUUAAUAGAUGAAAAUAGGUUAUGAUAAAAAAUUUUAAAAAUUAGAUGAAAAAAGAAAAAUUAUUGAUUAGAAUCAAAGAAUAAUUAAAAAAUUAGCUAUGUCUACUUCAAAUGAUUAUUUAGAGUCAGCAAUCAAAAGAGUAAAUCAAUAAGUGAAAAUAAAUGAGUAAAUAACUUUCUUUUUAAAAUUAGCAAAGUAUAAAUUCUCUAAUAGUAACCUAUAAAGGAAAAUCCAUAAGUAAGAAAAUUAUCUAACUAAAAAUAAUAAAAUAGUUUCAGAAAUAAUAAAAAAUGA